AAAGUUAUAGCUUCUACAUUUUUAUAAAAUUAAGAAUUUUUUAUAGAAACAUAUUAUUUCUCUAAAUAUUGAUAAAUUAUUGUUUUAGAAAAUACAGCCAUGUUUGUAACCCUAAAUGCAACUCUGCUAGAUAAGCAUGCAUCCCUGGUUUUUCGGCUUCCCUCGGCGCUUCUUUUUUCUCUCAUUCAAAGCAAAACGGCAACUGAAAUGCUCUAGCAUUUUUCGGGUUUCUAAAUAGUUUCUUUAUGUAAAAAGUUAUAAACAAAAGGGUUUCAUCAUGCCACCCAAGUUGGAGCCGAUUAGUGUGCGCACGGCACGCCUGAACAACCUAAUUCUGGGCAAAGGUGCUGGCGUCUGUGCCAAACCCUCUGGAAACGCCAGCGGAUCGGGAGUUUCUGCAUCUGCCAGGAGGAGUAUUAUUCCUGUAAGCGCAACAAGCGCCGCUGUGGCCGAGGCCAUCUGCCGUGAAGGACUUCUGGACGCCUUUUGCCUCUUGUACAAUGAGUGCGACAAGGACACGCUGAAAAAGCGCGAUCGCAACAUCGCCGAGUUUGUCAACAAAUUUCGUCCCAUUGUGGAGGAGACCCGCAAACUGCGGGUUAACGCAGAUGACUUUCUUAUCAAAACGCUUAUUGGUCAAGGAUACUUUGGCAAUGUCCAUCUGGUGGUCGAGCGGCAAACCAAUGAUAUAUACGCAAUGAAAAAGAUCAAAAAAUCGGUAGUGACCACCUCGCAAGUCAAGGAGGAGCGAGAUAUCAUGUCCACCCGUAAUUCUGAAUGGCUGAUUAAUCUGCAGUAUGCAUUUCAGGAUAACGAUAACCUGUAUCUUGUGAUGGAAUACAUGCCUGGUGGGGAUCUUCUCAGCUUAAUGUCUCGUCAUGGUCCUUUUGAUGAGGAUUUGGCUCGUUUCUACCUGGCUGAACUCACAGUGGCCCUUCACACUUUGCACGAGAUGGGCUUUGUACAUCGAGAUAUUAAGCCAGAAAAUAUAUUGAUUGACCGGUUCGGGCACAUCAAAUUGGCUGAUUUUGGUAAUGCCGCUGCCUUGGAUCGAGAUGGUCAUGUUUUGAGCUUGUCACCUGUGGGAACUCCAGAUUACAUAGCUCCAGAGCUAUUGCAGACCAUAUCCACCUACAAGCUGUCCAAGUCGAUGCACGAUGUGAGUAGAACUGUCAGCUGCGAUUACUGGUCCAUGGGGAUAAUCGGAUACGAGCUCAUAUGUGAGACAACACCUUUUCACGAGGAUAACGUACACGAAACGUAUUCAAAAAUUCUGUCUCAUUGCGAGGAAAGUCACCUCAAAGAACUGAUUAGCUUUCCUACCGACUUGAAGGUGUCUAUUAACUAUAGGAAUCUGAUUGAGGGACUGGUUACUAAUCCCUCGAAGCGAUUAUCAUAUGAGCGUAUUAAAAAACACCCCUUUUUUGACGAUGUUCCAUGGAGUUCCAUUCGGUCACAGGUGCCUCCUAUUAUACCAACUGUUAGGUCUGACGAUGAUACCUCAAAUUUCGAGGAUGGGUCUCGGCAUAAGACUCGCAGAGAACAAGGAGUGGCUAAGAAGUCGCUAACGACAAACAUGAAAUCAAAUGAUUUUAGUGGGAGGGAUUUACCAUUCCUUGGGUAUACUUUUGUGCACAUGGAAAAGUCAGCUAUAACCGCCACUACUGAUGAAAAGUUGCAGGAGAAACUAAAAGAUUUGCUGCAGAAACUUAAGACUAGAGAGAAUGAGAUUUCUAUGCUUAAACAAGAUCUUUUACGAGCUCAGCAAUCUCUCAAAAAGACCGAUAACAAAUCUCAGGUCGUUGCCGAUGCCAAAAUGGAGAUUAAGAAACUACAGCAAAUCAUAAAGGAAAAAACAAUGGAGCUAACUACUUGCAAAACGCAGAUCAAGACACUUCAGAGUUCAGCCAAGAUUGACGAGGAAAUGUGGUCCAAGAAAGAAGCUACCAUAACCGAUUUGCUUCGCUUGAAUCGCCAAAAGUACGAAGAAGCCAAAAUCGCUUCAGAACAACGAUAUGAGAAACAAUUGGCUGACAAAAAACAAGAGCUUGCAUCUACACUGCAGAAGUUGGAUGCCCGAGAACUGGAGUUCAAUGCUAAAUUCGAAGAGUGCAAGCAUAUUUCCAUGAAGUUGCAGAACUACAAGGAUAUGCUGCAGCAGCUUAAAGAACAGAACCUCAAAUCAGAGACCAAUAAUGAAGAGCAGAAGCGCAAAAUGGCUGAAUCUUAUGAGCAAAAGUUGGCAGAUCUUCGGAAGAAGGUUCGAGACUCUCAGGAUACACAUCGUCGAAUGACAAUGGAGAUAAAGGAAAUCCGUACUGAACUGGACGAGUCCAUAUGCUCUAGCAAGUCAACACAGGAGGCAAAGAAUGCUACGGAGCGAAACAUCGAGGAAAUAUUAAAGCGACUAAAUCAGGAGAUCGCCUCCAACAAUGAGCUUCAUGCGGAAAAGGUUAAACUGGAGACGAAGCUUCAACUAAAGGAAAAUGAAACCCAAGAAGUAAAAGCAGAAUGCCAUCGCCUUGAGAGGGAACUACAGCUCGCCGAAUGCCGCUGCCAGCUAGCCGAAUCUUCGUUAGCUUCUCAAACUUCUCCAUACGAAACGGCACCAGGAUCUUUGACUGAACUAAAUGCCAUUGAAGACCAACUGCGUGCAGACUUAAUAGCCGCUAAAGAAGGUGAAACACACCAAAAAGGACGCGCCGAUCAGCUUCAGACACUGGUUACAAAGCUGGAGCAAAUGCUAGAGCGAUUCAACGAGCAGAGUCUCUCGCCUACAAAAUCGCACUCAUCGCGUAAACAAGAAACUGAAACCGUGGGUGAUAUGCUCGAGCGGCAGAACGAAAAACUGGAGGAUAAAUUGGCAGCAGUGCGGGAACAAAUGAUUGUGGAGCGUCAGGCUGCGCGUACAGCAAAUCUUUCACUGUGGAAGGUGGAGAAACAGCUUGAGGAAGCGUUAUCCGAGAAGAAGUUACUAGCCCGUCGAAUGGAACUCACCGAGGAUCGGAUUAAAAAGGCUCAAAACGCAAAUGAAGAAUCGCAGAGACUGCUGAAGUCAUCUCAGGAGGAAACACGCCUGCGCGAGUCCCGCAUAGAUGAGCUCAAGCUGGAACUGGCGUCCGCUAAAAGAGAUGUCCUUAAGGAGCAUCGUCAAUGGGAGAAAGCUGAACAGGAACGCAUGAAGUGUAAAUCAGAAAUUAUCGAGCACUUGGCUAAUGUUCACAAACUUGAACAGCAGGAGAGCGAAUUGCGACAGAAACUAAAGCAAGUCCAAAGCCGCUUCGAUGGAUUAACGUUGGAGCAUAAGAAUACCAUGAGAGAGUUGCAGGAUGAGCGAGAGAAAUGUAGAAAAGCCAAUGAUUCCAGUCUGGCUCUACAGAAGGAUCUUAAGCAGCUCACGGAGAACUUCCAGAGGUUGAAGUACGCUUGCAGCAUUACCGACGGGCAACUAACAGAGGUGGAAACCAUGCUGAAAUCCGAGCAGGACCGAAAUAAAUCCCAGAAGUCUCAACUAGAAACUCUUCAUGGUAAAUUGAGAGAAAGGAAUGAUCAGUUGACUGAGCUGCGAAAGGAACUUUCUGCGAUUGAAUCAGAAAAGCGUCUUGCAGAGCAGCGCGCCCAAGUUUUAGCAUCUGAAAUUGAGGAAAUUCGUCUGAAUCUAAAAGAUCAGCAAAAGAAGUUGGUGGCGCAGCAGGAUCAGUUAAUGGAGCAGACUAACGUUCUGUUUGCCACUCAAGAACGAGCGGAUCUUCUAGAUGGCCAAAAUGCGAAUUACGAAGCCCAAACUGCAGAUUCUAAUCGGGAAAUGCUUAGCCUUAAAGAGGAAAAUGCUAGAAUUCUCAGCGAGCUUUUCCACAAGAAGGAGGAGGUGGGAAAUCUCCAGGCAGAGAUAAGGGAUUUGGAAUCUGUCCAAGCAGAUUUGCACGCAGAGAUCGAUUCUCUUCAGGACACAUUGGCAGAGAAGGAACAGUUCUAUGUGCAGCGCGACAUCAAGUCAAAUGCAACUCUUGCCCAGCAUAAAAAGCUAAUUGACUAUCUUCAGCUUAAAGUGGAAGAUCUGUCCUCUAAGAAGAAGAAAACACUGGCAGACAAGAUCUUUGGUACCAGCCACACCAACAAGGAAAAUAUGUCCCCCAACGAUGUGGAGUCUUCUAUUCUGUAUCGAGCUCUAAAGGAAGAACUAAAGCGAGAACAGAAGCUAAACACCAUGCUGAAGGAGCAGCUGGCACAAUUGAAUGGAACUGCGACAUUGCGCUCUCCUCGCAAGUCAGCGGUUGUUAACGGCGACUCCGAUGGAGUCAAGCAAAGACCAGUAAGUAUUGCUGCCUUGCCACGCUCUCCACAAAAGCAGCAACCUUUGAAGCGCACCACUAGCCAGGUGGAGUUUAAGACCACGGAGAAGCCCACCAAAUCUAUUAGUGAAGAUCACGCCCAUCAUCGUUUUGAGUUGGCCUUGCAGGACUCCAAAGUAAAUGCAGCCGACUGUGUAGUUUGUGGGCAGGCCAUCGUUGCCGGUUCCCCAUUCUGGAAAUGCAAAGAGUGCAAAGAUGUGACGCAUCGCAAAUGCCGGGCCAAUGUUCAGGGAAAUUGUGGUACGAAGCCAACUGCGCCGUCAGUUGAUGAUCUUAGCAGUAUUCCAUCUGUCUCGAGCUUAAAUUUAAAUAGUGUAGAUGUUGUUGGUGGAACAACUAGUAGCGAGUACAUGGGAUCUCUGGUUUACAGUUCAGAUGGUCCAAAUGAUCAGGAUAAAAAGGAGAUCGAAGUAAACUGCGCCUUCGAGGUGGCUGAGCAGCAAAUACUCCUCUUGGGCUGUAACACGGGAUUGUAUGCCUAUCACUUGGACUCCCAGCGACUGGUGCACAUUUCUGGCAUAGAGUCUGUGAGCUGCAUGUCCAUCUGCAAGCGUCUGGCGAAGGCUAUUAUGGUGGGCACGGUGGGAGAGAAACUUUACCAAUGUGACUAUAGGCAGCUGGAGUCGCGUUGCCAGAGUUCUAAUGCUUGUCAUAAGCCUGUGCUGGAGACUUCUGCCAUCGAACUGCCUUUCGCCAAUCGCACGCCCUCUGAGAAAUGGAAGAUGGUGCUGAUUUCGGAUGAGGCAGAGAACGCUUUGGAUUCGGUAGCCAUUGCGGCAACUUCUACAAGGAUUGUCAUCUUGAAGUACGACCUUAAGUUGCACAUGUUUAAGCCAGUCCGAGCCUUGGACACGGCCACUCCAGUUACUUCAAUAUUCUUCACACGUCAUUCAGCUAUUGUUAGUUCGGAUAAGUUUUACGAGAUCGAUUUGGACAACUAUGCAGCUGAGGAAUUUGUGGAUUUGUCAGAUAAGUCGAUGGAGAGCACUGCAAAGUGCCAGCCACUUACAGCUGUGAGGAUUUCUCGUCAGGAAUACCUUCUGUGCUUUGCCGAAUGUGGCGUCUUUGUGGAUGAGUUUGGCUGCAGAUCAAGGCCAUACGAUUUAAACUGGGUUUAUGCACCCACUGGUUUUAUUUAUCGCGAGCCCUUCUUGUUUAUUGCCCACUACCAGAGCGUACAGAUCGUGCGAUUACAUCGGUCUUUCAGCAAGGAACUGGCUAAUGGAGACAAUGCCUCCGAGACUUCUGAAUCGCCGGAGCUACAGCGCGUCUAUUUGCCCCACUAUAUGUCGACUUUAUUGGCCAACAGUGGAGAUGUCAAUCUGUAUGCCGUGGCUAUUGACCAGAGACCCUGCAAUGGAACACAAAAGAUCUAUCAUUUGGACACUAUGCAGGCGUUUAAGCAGAAGUUCAAUGUUUCAAUGGAGACCAUUUCAUCAGUGGCCACUUCCGUAACAUUGGGUUCAACGGUGACCGGUAAUAGUUUGUAAAUGGUGAAGAGUAUUUAGUAAGCAAGAGAAACAAAUCGUAUUACUACAAUCUCAGUAGUACUUAAUUUAAGGUUAAGACAUAUUAUUUUUUAUAUUGCCUAUCCUUUUUUUUGCCACAUCCCAAUCACUUGACGAAUUUCAAAUAGGAAAGGCAUUUAUAUAAUUAAAAUUACUUCUUUGUGUGUUGUAAUCACAAAUAAAACUUUGAACAUCAUUGUUUCAUUAAAUAUAAGUUUAAUGUUUAAAAACAAACGUUAUUAUCCCAAAACAUAUAUAUAUUUUAACCACUAUAAAAUAUUAAGAGCUUAUCCCAGGAAAAUAUUAUCCUAAACUUAAAUAAUCUUAAUACAUGAAUAAAAUUAUAGGUUUAAGAUAUCUAUAGGAACUUAAUAAAAAUUGAAUAUUUAAAGUUUCAAA
Messenger RNA from Drosophila eugracilis, 6259 nucleotides. RefSeq names its product citron Rho-interacting kinase (gene sti). The transcript is spliced from 7 exons. Bases 278 to 5842 code for a protein of 1854 amino acids. Gene Ontology annotation, biological process: actomyosin structure organization; peptidyl-threonine phosphorylation. The record is from RefSeq and is a predicted model, not a curated record. Gene Ontology annotation, cellular component: cytoplasm; actin cytoskeleton. Gene Ontology annotation, molecular function: ATP binding; protein serine/threonine kinase activity. NCBI's taxonomy places the organism in Eukaryota, Metazoa, Arthropoda, Insecta, Diptera, Drosophilidae.